Exserohilum turcica Et28A is the source of this 1521-nucleotide messenger RNA. RefSeq lists its product as uncharacterized. Gene Ontology annotation, cellular component: membrane. Gene Ontology annotation, molecular function: transmembrane transporter activity. The coding region runs from base 1 to 1521 and encodes 506 amino acids. The transcript is spliced from 5 exons. The record is from RefSeq and is a predicted model, not a curated record. Gene Ontology annotation, biological process: transmembrane transport. NCBI's taxonomy places the organism in Eukaryota, Fungi, Ascomycota, Dothideomycetes, Pleosporales, Pleosporaceae.
AUGGCGGUCGCCAUGACGAGCUUUUUGCAGGGCGCCAUCACCGUCAUGAGCUCGUUUGCAGCACGUGAUUUGCACAUGACCAAUGCCGAGACGACAUGGAUGAAUGCCUCAACAUCUCUCACUGCAGGAGCACUGCUGCUUUUCUUCGGCAGCGUGGCUGAUCUGUUUGGCCGAAAAUCCAUGUUCAUCGGCUCCAUGUUUCUCUUUGCCGUCUUCAGCCUGGGAGCCGGUUUCUCGAAAAAUGGCAUCACGCUCGACAUUCUGUGUGGUGUUCUAGGCAUCUUUUCGGCCUCCGCUGUGCCGCCCGCUCAAGGUAUGCUGGGCGUCAUCUACGAGAAGCCCAGCAAGCGGAAGAACAGGGUGUUUGGUUGCUUCAGUGCGGGAAACCCCAUGGGUUUUGUGUUCGGAACCAUUCUCUCGGGUCUCUUUACUCAGGUCUUUAGCUGGAGAGCUGCCUUCUACCUGCUGGCGAUCGUGUACCUGGUUACGAGCAUUGUGGCCAUCUUCACGGUCCCCAGAGACACGACGCCAAAGCAAUCGCUGAAUGCAGAGACCAUCAAGAAGCUCGACUUGCCGGGCACUGCGCUGACCAUCUUUGGCAUCGGCAUGUUCUGUGCUGCACUAAGUCUCGGUGGCACCGCACGAGAGGGCUGGAAGACGCCCUAUGUUCUCGUUCUACUGAUCCUAGGCGCCCUUCUCAUCAUUGCAUUUGUCGUCUGGGAAUUCAAGUAUCCAUACUCGAUGAUCGACAUGAAGAUCUGGUAUGACCGCGACUUUUCUCUCCUCAUCGCCAUCCUCAGCUUCAGCUGUCUCGCCUUCCCGGUCUUGUACUUCUGGAUCGCACUGUAUUUCCAGACACAGCUCGGCUACAGCGCGCUGAUGACGGGCGUGCACCUCCUCCCCAUGGUCGUCAUGGGCGUCACCACCAACGCCAUUGUAGCCCUGAUCCAGCACAAAGUCUCCAACAAGCUGAUUGUCGGUGUCGGCACAAUCACACUAACAGCAGCCUGUGUCCUUGCCGCCGUACAGCGAAAAGGCGAUUCCUACUGGGCGUUUUCGUUCCCGGCGUUUUGCCUGUGUGUCGUGGGCAUCGAUACCCAGUAUAUCGUUGCGAAUAUGUACGUCAUCUCGUCGAUGCCACGCAACAAGCAAUCCAUGGCGGGCUCACUCCUGCAAACCGUUUCGCGCCUCUGCACCGCAAUCACAUUUGGCAUCGCAACCGCCAUCUUCGACGCCGUGCAAAAGAGCCCCGCGAAAUCCGGUUACUACGCUAACAACGCCGUGGAGCCCUACGCCGCCGUCUUCUGGUGUGCAGCUGCAGUCGCGUUCCCGGGUAUCUUUCUUGUUCCCUUUUUGCGUAUCCAGACGCAGGGCCACGCCGGCGACACGGGGCGCGUCAACGCGCAGGAGACGGAUGAAGAGCGGGCGGAGAGCGUCGAGGAGGGCAGUGUGGAUGCGGAGAAGAGCGUGCGGUAUGUGCUUGGCAGUGAUGGGAGCGAGAAAAAUGGCGUGUCGGCGUGA